Impatiens glandulifera is the source of this 996-nucleotide messenger RNA. Its product is annotated as cellulose synthase-like protein E1. The transcript has 2 exons. Gene Ontology annotation, molecular function: mannan synthase activity; cellulose synthase (UDP-forming) activity. Gene Ontology annotation, biological process: cellulose biosynthetic process; plant-type primary cell wall biogenesis. NCBI's taxonomy places the organism in Eukaryota, Viridiplantae, Streptophyta, Magnoliopsida, Ericales, Balsaminaceae. The record is from RefSeq and is a predicted model, not a curated record. Bases 338 to 766 code for a protein of 142 amino acids. Gene Ontology annotation, cellular component: trans-Golgi network; plasma membrane.
UUCUUCGGCUUGCUAGCUCUUCCGAACUCUGGUUCGCCUUCUAUGGACACUAACUCAAUCCAUACGCUGGAAUCUCGUCUUCCGCAAUCCCUUCACAGAUACCCUCUUUCUAAAGUAUAUAUAUAUAUUCAACAAAUUCUUCUUAAAAAUUCGAACUUUUUAUAACAUCAUUAACACUGGUGGACAGCACGGCGACGAUGGUUUGCCACGUGGUGGGACGUCUUUGUCUGCACUGCCGACCCGACCAAGAACCGCCCCUCAUGGUCGUCAACACUGUCUUGUCUGGUCAUGGCUUACGACUAUCCACCGGAGAAGCUCAGCGUUUACUUGUCCGACGAUGCUGGGUCUGAUUGUCAUGUUCUAUGCAAUGGUGGAGGCAACUCGCUUCUCCUUCCAUUGGCUGCCUUAUUGCAGGAAAUUCAAUGUCCAGACUCGCUCUCCUGCGGCCUAUUUUGCUUCUCAACCGGAGUUUGACACUUCCGGUCAGGCAGAUCACUUUGCAACAAUCAGAGUAAGUCAACCCAAUGUUCAUUUUGAUUUUGAUAUGUAUGAAAAGGAAAUGAUUUUGUUUUGUCAGAAAUUAUACCAAGAAAUGGCAGAGAAAAUCUCAAGAUCAACGAAACUGGGAAAAAUUACAGAAGAUUUGCAGCAGCACAAAGGAUUCUCGAAAUGGAAUUCUGAUCAUUCUUCCCGACAUGAUCAUGAUACCAUACUUCAGAUAUUAAUUGACGGAGAGACCCGAAUGCUAAGGAUAAUGAAGGGAUAGUAUUGCCUACUCUGGUUUACUUGGCAAGGGAGAAGAGACCACAAUACCACCAUAACUUCAAAGCUGGAUCCAUGAAUGCCUUGGUUAGUUAGUACACCGUGAUCACUCACGACCGAUAAAAUAUAUGUAUGUAGUUUGAUUUUGUAUGUAAUGUUUUGUGAUUUCAGAUAAGGGUAUCAUCAGAAAUCAGCAAAGGACAGAUAAUUCUGAUGUAGAUUGUGACAUGUACU